UGUUGCGUGCGUCUAAACGCUGACGGUCCGCAUCUCGUGAAUCUCGUCCCGGAAUACGGAAAUCGAGCGCGAAAAUCUCGGAUCCACGCUGCGUCUACGAUGGACAGCGACGUCCGCGUGAUUGACGUGAGUAUGGACAUGGAUACGGUUCCCUUGGACCCGUCGAUCGAGAUUAUCGACAACCUGGAGCCGGAGGUGAUCGAGCUGGACAGCAGUUGCGACACGGUGGCCACCACCUAUGCCGACUCCAAAAGUCCGGUUUACGACUCUGCCGAACGCGUCCCGUCCCCGGACUGCGAGAGGCUCGAGACGUUGAUUCGGCAUCGGAGAGAUACGCAAUCGGUUCGGUCGAACGACGUCGAUGCGCUACCCGUCUUUAAGGUUAUGUUUCGCGACGAGAGUGUCUCGAGGCGAUAUCGGCAACCAGUAAAAGACUUUUUGCGCGCUUUACUGCGAAAGAAACUCCCUUGUAAGAAAGAUGUAAAUGAAUCAAAUCUGACUUUAGAAAUUUGGGAUGAUGAAGUCGAUUACAAAGAUGAAGAAGUGCUUGAUGUAGAAAAUGAAAGCGCUCUGAACGACAGUGUACAAUGCGACGAUGCGCAAGAUUCUCUGUUUACAAUUGAUAAACGACCGAAUGUAAAGAAUGAUUUGGAUAUUCCGACUUAUGGGCAGAAAUAUGAGAGUACAUUUGAGGAAAACCGUGAGACGCCAAAAGAUUUAAUGCCAAAAUUAAAUUGUUUCAAUUGUAAGGGAAAUCAUAAUUUGCGAGAUUGUUCGUUGCCUAAAAAUCAAAGCAAUAUCAAUAAAAAUCGUAAAGAGUUUGCUGCAAAAUACAGUGCGGGAGUCCGAUAUCAUAUGAGUGAAGAUCAAAGAUUUAGUCAUAUGGUUCCUGGUCAGUUGAGUCAAAAGCUACGAAAGGCUCUUGGACUGAAAGACAAUCAACUACCUAAACACAUAUAUAGAAUGAGAUUACUUGGCUACCCUCCAGGGUGGUUGGAAGAAGCACGCUUGCAACAUUCUGGUUUGUCGCUCUUCAAUUCUGAUGGAAUAGCGGAAAGUGACAUAAAUAAAGAAGAAGGCGAGAUCAUUACAAACGUAAAUAAAGAUCAAUAUGACGUAAAAAGAAUAUAUGACUUCCCUGGCUUCAACGUGCCACCUCCUCCUGGUACCGCAGACGAUAGCCACAUGUAUUGGGUACCGCAGAUGCAAAUCAUGCACAGUAAACAGAUGAUGUUAUUGAAUCUGCAAGGUAAAGAAGCAGACGAUGGUUACAAACGGAAAAAAUUAAAAUUACCUCCGCCAGUAAAUAGUGUAAAUAAUGUAGAAAUCAGUGAUAUGGAUAUAGAAGAUACAGAAGGAGAAAAUAUUGUGGAGAAUGUGUCUCUUAAUGGACAUUUUAUAUCACCAUUGCCGAAAGAUUCAGUGCAAGUACCACCAGUACAACCAGUACCACCAUUACCACCACUACCACCGCCACCACUACCACCACCACCACCACCGUCAGAAUGGUUACAUCAAACAACAGACGAUUCAGACUCGCAAUCGCAAGAAUUGCCUUCCUUCGAUUUUGCGGACGACACUACAUCGCUCACAAAUUCGCCAUCCUUAUCUGAAUUAGAGAGAAGGAAAAAACUAUUACUUAUGGAAAUCGAAGAGACAAAUUCGCAGUCUAAUUCUGAUUCCGUUUCAAUUAAAACCGAUUCGAAUUCUUUGUUUGUGUCGGAAACGCCAUUUUCCAGUAUAACAGUUACGCCUUCUACCUCGAGAAGAUCUUCAAUUCAAGAUUCUAUAAAGUCGGAUUUACAGUGCUGUCCCGAUACGUCACUUAAAAAUGAUUUUAAUACUACACUGAACACGUUAAUUUCCGAUAAAGUGCCUCAAUUUAAUUCUACUCCAAUUCGUCUUACUUCGCAGAAAUCUUCAGAUACAAAUCAAGCUUCUGUCAAGUCAAUACAUUUAGGUACACCGAUAUUGCCAAGUACAUCUCCGUAUAAUAAACUACCGUCGUCGGAAAAGUUUUCCAAGGACAUUUGCAAUGUUAUUAACUUUGAAAAUUUGCCUGAUUCAACGGGUAAAUAUGAACAAAUGUCGGGAGUCUUGCAAAGAGUUAGAAGCACUAUGGCAAGAUUACACGAAUAGGAAUAGAUUAUUUAAGAAUUGAUAUAGCCCUCUGUAAGUACAGGAUAUUUAGAUAUGCAAAGAUCAAUGAAAUCAUUAGUUGAGAUUAUUAAAAAAAAGUAAUAGGACACGACUUAAAAAUUUAUUUUUUUCUUUUUUCUUACCUAAUAUUUUUAAAGACAUUGAUAUCUUAUUAUAAAUAGCUAUUUUUGGAUCUAUAAAUGUCUGUAAAUAUAAGAUUGAUGUGUUCACGAACAUUAUCUAAAAAUCUCAAACACGCGGUUUGCAGACUAAAUCACGAUUCAUUAUUAGUAUGUACAAACUAUGCUUCACUGGUUGACGCAGUAGAAUUCUAUAUUCAUCUCCUUUUGAGCUUCUCUAGAAUUCUUUUUCUUUAUAUUGAUUGUAAGAUAAUAGACUUUCUUACUGUCAGACUUCUUUGAAACUACUGUUCAGACAAGUUACUCGGAUGUGUCAUGUCAUCUUUAUAAAUUUUGACACAAAAUUUGAAAGUAACGUUCUUGAAACAAAACUAUCAGGAAGUGUUUAAAAAUGAUCGACUUUUUUUCUUCUAAACGUAUAUGUUUCCUUAGAGAACAGAUACAGCAUUUUCUUGUUACUCCUUGAUAUUUCUUCUUUUCUUUUCAUUAUUUCUCUAAAUUCUCCAAAUUCAGACUUAAUGUGAAAAUCUUAUCAUGAAAACAGGAGAUAUCGUAUCCGUUUUGUUUCAAUUUACUGCUUCAGAUCAGAAAGCAUUUCAACUUUUUCUUAUUCUUUGAUUGUGGCCUGUAUGACGUGUUCUGAGAUCUUUAGACAUAUUACAGUUAAUAAAAUGAUGUAAAAAGAA
Molecule: messenger RNA, 2965 nt
Organism: Temnothorax curvispinosus
Lineage: Eukaryota; Metazoa; Arthropoda; Insecta; Hymenoptera; Formicidae
Product: zinc finger CCHC domain-containing protein 8 homolog
Exons: 7
Coding region: 100-2139 (679 amino acids)
Cellular component (GO): catalytic step 2 spliceosome
Molecular function (GO): RNA binding
Source: RefSeq, a predicted model, not a curated record